AGCCCGGAGGCGCGCGCGCGCGUGUUCGUGACCAGGCUCACGCGCGCCCCUGGCGACAUCUGUUUUUCCUCUCUAGACAGGUGCUCACGCUCCCGUCGUGCGCGCGCACGUCGCGUGAAGAGCUUCUUUCUCUCGCCGCUCCUCCUCAGCUCACACCGACCUCCUCUUCCUCCCGCCGCUCCUCUUCCUCGCUGCCUCUGCGGGCUGAUGGAGGAUGGGAGCCUCGCAGACAUGAGGCGAGCUCCGGAGCAGCCGCUACCGUCCUGAGCGACUCCCUUCUCACCGGGUCCGGAUCCUCAAAUGACCUGCGGCUGAGAACCAGACGGGGGUUUCUCCGGAUCCGGCCCCCGGACCAUGGCAUGCUGCCCACAGCGGGCUUCCAGCACUGAGGAUGGGGCUCCGGUCCAGGACCGUCGCCAGCGGCUCUGAGGAGCUGAGGAAGCAGCCUCCUCCGCCGGGGGACGCGCCGGACCACGGAACCGUACCCACGGACAAGGAUGGAGCUCUGCUGCUGGUGGCUCCGGGCCACCAUGAAUACAAGCGGGGCUCUCAGGGUCUCACGAUCGGGCUGCUGGCCAAGACCCCGCUCAACUACAGCAGACCCACCAAGAGGACCAACAUCCGCAGGCGGAGGAUCCAGAACCAGCUGUACGACGCUCUGGAGCGUCCGCGAGGAUGGGCACUGCUGUACCACGCCUUCGUCUUCCUGAUUGUCCUCGGAUGCCUGAUCCUCGCCAUCCUGACCACAUUCAGAGAGCACGAGAAGGUUUCUGCUCACUGGCUGGUGGUCCUGGAGACCUUCGCCAUCUUCAUCUUCGGCGCUGAGUUUGCUCUUCGUGUUUGGGCCGCUGGCUGCUGCUGUCGCUACAAAGGAUGGAGAGGGAGACUGAAGUUCGCCCGCAAGCCGCUAUGCAUCCUGGACAUCUUUGUUUUGAUUGCGUCGGUGCCGGUGGUGGCGGUGAGGAACCAGGGGAACGUGCUGGCCACGUCGCUGCGAAGCCUGCGCUUCUUGCAGAUCCUGCGGAUGCUGCGGAUGGACCGUCGAGGAGGAACGUGGAAGCUGCUGGGAUCGGCCAUCUACGCUCACAGCAAGGAACUGAUCACAGCCUGGUACAUUGGCUUCCUGUCCCUCAUCCUGGCAUCCUUCCUGGUCUACCUAGUGGAGAAGGAUGAUGUGUCGAUGGAUGUGUCCCAACAGGAUGGUCCAUCUGCUGCAUCUAGGUCUCAGGACUUUGACACCUAUGCUGACGCCCUCUGGUGGGGACUGAUCACCCUGACCACCAUCGGCUAUGGGGACAAGACCCCCAAGACCUGGGCAGGGAGGCUGUUGGCUGGAACCUUUGCCUUGAUCGGUGUCUCGUUCUUCGCUCUUCCCGCAGGGAUCCUAGGCUCUGGUCUGGCCCUGAAGGUCCAGGAGCAACAUCGGCAGAAGCACUUUGAGAAACGCAGACACCCAGCAGCCGGACUCAUCCAGUCGGCGUGGAGGUAUUACUCCACCAACCCCAUCAGAGAGGACCUGAUCGCCACCUGGAGGUUCUACGAGACCAUUAUCUCCCUGCCUUGCUUCAGAACUGUCUCUCUGUCUGACUCCAGGAAGGACCAGCUGGAGGUAAUCGUGAGUCAGAAGCUGAGUCUGCUGGAGCGUGUUCGCCUCCCGAACGCUCGGCAGUCGGUAUCGUCGGUGAAGAAGCUGUCGGGACACGAGUCUGUUGAGGACAGUCCGUCCAAAGAACCCAAACCGGCCGGCUUUAGCAACAGGGAGCGUUUCCGCACGGCGUUCCGUAUGAAGGCGUACACCCUGCGCCAGAGUUCGGAGGAUGCUGGUGCGCUGCCUGAGCAAGCCCUGGAGGAGCGGGGCUUUCCCCCCGACAUCCUCAUGGAGGACAUGAUCCCAACGCUGAAGCUGGUCAUCCGGGCGGUCAGGAUCAUGCAGUUCCUGCUGAACAAGAAGAGGUUCAAGGAGACUCUGAGGCCAUACGACGUGAAGGACGUGAUCGAGCAGUAUUCGGCCGGGCACCUGGACAUGCUGUGCAGGAUCAAGUACCUCCAAACCAGGAUUGACAUGAUCCUUGCCCCAGGCCCACUCCUCACACCCAAACACAAGAAAACUCAGAAGGCGCCUUUUGCCGACCCAGCGAACCAGUCACCCAGGCUGGAGACCGACCCAGGCAAAACUGCUGCAAUGCAGGAUGCAGAGGACCAUAGCAUGAUGGGAAGGUUCGUCCGGGUGGAGAGACAGGUGGAAGACAUGGAGAAGAAGCUGGACUUCCUGGUUGACAUGCACAUCCAGCACUCUGAGCAUCUGCAGGUGGACUCAGCAGGAACGGCCCACAUGACCCUGGAAACAUGCCACCCGACGGUCGAUGGAGAGAUUCGCCGGGUUUUUUAUAACUACGCCGAGGCGUUCCCGCACAUGUCCUACCAGGUGCCUAAAGCGAACCCAUGUUACAGCACGGCGGCGCGGGGAGACCGGGAGCCAGGUCUUCCCCUGGCCGGGAUUCCAACCUACACCGAGCGCCCCACCGUGCUGCCCAUUAGCUCCCUACAGGACUUGUCUGGGCCUGUACGGACCGGUCCUGGUCGGGGUGCCGACUCGCCGCUGUCCAUGCUGUCGGUCAACCACGACGAACUGGAGCGCUCUCCAAGCGGCUUCAGCAUCUCGGGCGAGCGGGAAGGACAGGACGGGGGGAACUCCUCUAUGGGGGCACCAGUUGCUGGUGGAGAGGGCAGCUGGACCCGACCAAGACCCAGCUACCUGGCCGAAGGGGAGACGGACACAGACACUGAUCCCUUUACACCGAGCGCUGGACCUCUGCCGCUCUCCUCAACAGGCGAGGGAUUCGCUGAUACCGUAUGGAACACGCCGCCGUGACAAAGGCAGGAACCUGCACAGGAAGUCAGAUCGGACCAAACGCCUCCCUUUAACAAGGGUCAGAUCCAGAACCGCGUGGGGGUGAUCUGGUCUGCUGUAAUUUGCCUUGAUGCUGCAGAGUCUUACCCGUCCCCCGGUGCAGACCGGCCGCACCAGUCACCCGGGGGACGGGGGUCGCCCGGGGGACCGGGACUAUACACGUACUAUAACCACCUGAAAGCUUUAUCGCUGCACUGCAUGGAAACGCAUGCGAUCUCUAGACUAGACUCUGCCCAGAGCCACGGGGGGCGCACAGGCACUGGUGCACACAUCUGUUUCGGUUCCCACCACCUGGUCUUUGACUGUAUUUGUGUCUCUCACCUGCUCCAGCGCCCCUGUGACGCCGGGACUCCAGUUCAGGAAGAAACAUGACUGUUUUCUAUCUUUUUUUAUACCAACACAUUUCCAUCCUAGUGCAUGGCCUGCAUGACCACCCGGUCCGAGUGAGGGGGAGCUCCUGUGUGCGUGUGUGGGUACGUGUCUGUAUGUGUGUGUCAUCUUUUGUCUCACCGCUGAACUGUGUCUCCAUAAAAAAAGAAACAACUGGCGAUUCUGUUGCCUCAAACACGACAGUGGAGUCGACACUCGAAGGUUCUCUGGUCCUUUGUGACAUCUCACUGGGUUUGCUGACCGUCUGGCUCAACAACAUUCAUAUGUCCUGGAUCUCAUGUGGUCAGUCUGGAGGUUAGCAACUGCUAACCCUAAGCUAACCAUUGUUAACUCUAAGUUAGAUAGCCUCUAUGAUCAGUACCUUAUAUUGUGUAGCAUAGCAAAAUGCUAGCUUUAGCUUGUGAGCUUAGUGAUGACUCAGCUAUCUCUGCCAGCACCUUAAGUUAUAGCGAAUCCAGCUCCUGACUUUGGUGGCCUCCAGAACGAAUCACAUUCUUGUCGUCUUCUGGAAUUUCCUCAACAACUAAAUUCAUUUUAUUCACAUGUUUAGUUCCAGCUGAUGCCGCUCACAGCCUCCGCCACACAAGUCCCAAGAUGAAGUUUAAAACCCUCCAGACCAGAGACCCAGUCGCCACUGUCGGAUGUUUGAGCCAAGAUCAGAAAGGAAGCACUUCAAACGGCAGACGAUUUUUUCACCAGAGCCGAUCUGAGUUUCAUACUUUAGAGCAGAACAGUCCUGCAUUUACGUAUCAGUCGAUAUACCUGACGGUUGCAGCAUGUGCACAGCUUCAGUGUCUGGUCCUGAACUUCCACGUCAGACGCAGACCCCCAGCUAGCUAGGAACGGUGUCACACCCAGUAAAUUUGAGCCCCCUGCUGGCGACAGUGGGAACUAGUCGAGGGAGGCGUCUGGCACGGAAGCUAUGACACGACUGGGAAAUGAUGCAGACAAUUAUAUUCUUGAUAAUCUUAUAAUCUUUAUUAGUGGACUAUUUAUCUUCUGAAACAUACCAACAGCAGCAAGGCCACAAAAUCUGGUUUCCUUCCACGGCUUCGUUCCACCCCUCAGCACAUCAGGCUUCUCUUAGUUUUGGACUUCAGCAGCGGGUUUGUAAAGUUUGUUUCGGGUUGUUGUUGUCUGUGUGUAGAGAGAGAUGGUGCGAGGAUCCGUCCUGGACAACUGGACUCUGACAGCUCGGAGAACAUCAAACUGGAGGCUGAGGAGAUGGUCAUCUGACUGAGUCAUCACAGAGCUAGCACGGCCAACCGUGUCCGUCUCUUCUCUCUGGUCCUCAGACUUGAUGUUCCCACGUCCGUCUUCCCCACCGUCAGAGAGGAAAGGCGCCAGUCACAAUGUUUGGUUAACCUGAAAGGGAUCCUCAGGAAUUCAAGCCAGAACCAGAACCGUCUGCUGCAGAACAUCUUGGGCUCAAGUUUGUUCCGUCAGAUUCAAAGCAUGGACCUAAUCUGGUUUACGCCUGGUUUCACCUUCUGACGUUACAUAAUCCCAGAAUAUUGACUUGAUUCACAUUCAAAAUCUGAUUUAUUACCGUGACAAAAGAUGGUUUACAUGUGUUGAAAUAAUCUGGUUAAUAAUCCUGCGAUGCAUGGUAUAAUCUGGUUAAUCAGAUUAUUGUUUACACCGGGACUGAAUCGGAUUCAUACUGUUAAUCUGGUUUACACGUCCUGCCGACUAAGAAUACCGUUACAGUCUGGAUAAUCUGAGAGAUUAAACUCUUCUGGGGUCGUCAGAGUUGACAGCUGUAAAACCUUUAGUUUGAGCCUCUCUGAAUCUCAAGCCAUAAAUGAUCUGAAGCUUCAGCGCCCUCUACAGUGUGUGUGUGCCACUGAGCAUGUUUGAAGGUGCAGUGGGAGAGUGUGUUUGUCGUCCGCGGGUCGCUGUUCUGUCCGUGCAAGGGACGCACCGCCACGUUCAAGAAGUUUGGAUUGCAGCUGAUUUUUGUGCCUUUUUCCCACUUUUGUGUUUCUUGUGUGUCACUGUUCUGUUGUCUGGAAUAUCUGCGCGGAAAGUCGUGUGUCGACACAACUAGGUGGAUCUGCAUCAUGCUAGCUGUUGUCGGAGCUGCAUCUGUGCAUCAAGUCUGGAGCCUGGAACGUUCCGUAACAGCAAAUGGCGCUUUAAUUCAGACGCGAUUCAAAGGGCUAGCAAAGUUAAUCUGGCGCAACCUGCAAAAUAUCAAUGAUGUCCCGCUUCCUUUUUACAAUUCUGGAGGCAAAUAUUUCAGUCUGCUGUUUUAACAUCAGUGCAAGGUUUUAGCCUCUUAGCAUUGUCCUGAAAUGUGUUUCUGAUUUAUUAUGGCUAAUAUAGUUGUUAUUCAGACAAACGUCAAGAUGGGAACGUCAGUUUCUGAUUACUGAGCCGACAUCAAAUGCAGAACAAAUAGCCGACAACAGAGCAACUUUACGUAAAACUUGUUGGUUUGUUAUUGAACCUAAAAAGCUAGCUGACAUUAGCAUAUGUGCCUGAACGUUCGGACAUAAAAGAACAAACUUGUGCCAAAAAUACAGCCGAGCGUGCCAGCUAACCACGUGCUAACGCUAUCUGACACGUAAAAUGAAGCACAAAGAUCCACGUUUCUCCAACUUCCUGCUGUUGGCAGGAAGUCAACUGCCAAAACAAAAGCGACAGCAAGCCCCGAUAUUCCAGACAGGCGGACCCGAGCGUGCCGUCAGCGGUGGAAAAAUUUCAAAGUUGUUUUAGCAAAAGUUGUCGGACAACUUUACACGAGUGGCCUUCUGAGCUUCAAACAUCACGUCUGUCUCCGUCCGACCACCUUUCGUUUCAACCAGUAAAUAUGCAAACCUGUUCCCAUCCCGAUUCACCGUCAACAAUAAAGUGCUACUUUGACGACAUC
Messenger RNA from Synchiropus splendidus (mandarinfish), 6176 nucleotides. It is a transcript of the gene kcnq3, whose product is annotated as potassium voltage-gated channel, KQT-like subfamily, member 3. NCBI's taxonomy places the organism in Eukaryota, Metazoa, Chordata, Actinopteri, Syngnathiformes, Callionymidae. Gene Ontology annotation, biological process: transmembrane transport; potassium ion transport. Gene Ontology annotation, molecular function: voltage-gated potassium channel activity. The coding region runs from base 392 to 2872 and encodes 826 amino acids. The transcript has 16 exons. Gene Ontology annotation, cellular component: membrane. The record is from RefSeq and is a predicted model, not a curated record.